This is a messenger RNA of Rubroshorea leprosula, 552 nucleotides long. The record is from the annotation of a GenBank genome assembly. NCBI's taxonomy places the organism in Eukaryota, Viridiplantae, Streptophyta, Magnoliopsida, Malvales, Dipterocarpaceae.
GUCAACCCACACAUCCCUGCAUCUCAUCUAUGCACAAUCUUCGUUUUCUUCAUUUCAAUACAGGUUUCCAUCUCAUUUGAAAUGGAGGUCGAGGAAGGACGAUUGACAUGGUUUCACCAAAUCAAUCGCCCAAGUGCUGAAAUGUGCACUAUUUGGAGAAAUGGAGGUCGUAUUUGGAGAAAUGGAGGUUGGAUUUGGAGAAAUGGAAGUUCGGGAAGGCCGAUUGAAAUGGUUUCACCAAAUUGGGACGAGUCUGUAGAGCUCGGAGGGAUUGAAAUGGAGGUCGGAUUUGGAGAAAUGGAGGUUGGGGAAGGCCGAUUGAAUUGCCUUCAAGACUAGGGACUUCAAAGGAGAUAACCCAGACAAGCCAGGGAUGAGUUUUUUACACUAUACAAACGUAUUUAACUCAUAUUAUAUUUUUUUUACUCGAAUGGUGUAACCGUGGGUGUCGGUUGGCAGGGUAAAUACAUCAUUAUCCUCACCGGCCUUCUACUAAUGGCCAUUGUCGGAUUCAAAGAAAAUUUGUUGGUUUAAUAAUAAAGCAAAGGUUUU